AUGCUCGCCGCCAUGCCUCAUCAGCGCCGCUUGUUCGCAUGCGUCGCUGCUGCGUCCGGGCUUGCGCUUCUGCUCUAUCUAUACUUUGCCGAGCCCAUCUCUUUGCCAGCCCUGCCCACCCAUGUCCCCGUCGCCGAGAACCGUCCGCCUCACCCCAUCGACCACCUCGUCGAGCGCGCCGCCGCCGACUUCCAGCGCCUUCUCGACACUCGCGCCACCACCCUGCACAAUGCUACCGCCCGCUAUCGCCAACGCCGCGGCCGCCAUCCGCCACCCGGCUUCGACGCCUGGUUCGACUUCGCCUCCAGCCGCGACGCCGUCAUCGUCGAGGACUUCUUCGACCAGAUCUACCACGAUCUGGAGCCCUUUUGGGGCAUCCCCGCCCGGGAAGUGCGCGCUGCCGCCCCGCAUACCGAAGAAACCGUGGUAGCCGUGAACAAUGGUACCGCCGAGAAGCGGGCCCCGAAAGACAGCUGGAGACUGAACCACUGGUUCGAAAUGGUCGAUUCCAUUGCGCAGGCCGCCCCUAUACCCGAUGUGACCCUGGCCAUGAACAUCAUGGACGAGCAACGUGUUCUUGUUCCUUGGGCCGACAUUGAUCGGCUGGUAUCGGCUGCCGCUGCAGAACGCCAGGUGCCACCGGACCCCUCCACCGUUGUGAGCCAGUUCACGAGUCCCAUGGACGUCGACCCUGAAGCGCCUCCGGUGGAGUGGAUGGGGGACAACCACCAGAUAUGGUCGCUGUUCCGGGACGCCUGCCCCCCGGACAGUCCAGCUCGUCAGACAGCUGCAGAAACAGACCUCUCCGUUCCAGCAUCCGAGUACUUUCCUGUGCAGCACCCCCUCGGCUCGUCGCACGGCUACGUCUCCAAUUGGACAAUGACCAAGGAUCCAUGCUUCCAGCCUCACCUCCGUGCAUUACACGGCACCUUCAUCGAGCCCGUUUCGACCAAGAUAUCGAAGCGAUUGGUGCCGCUCUUCGCUGGCUCGAAGCUCAGAGCGGGCAACGAGAUUGUCGUCCCAGCGGCCAUGUACUGGGGAGACUGGACGGAAUACUCAGGCGGCGCGGACCACGGGGGGCGCUGGGCCGGAAAGUACAACAAGUUCGUCUGGCGCGGCGUCGCGUCAGGCGGCCGUAACAAAGCAGACACUUGGGCGCAUUUCCACCGCCACCGCUUUCUCUCCAUGAUCAACGGCACCACGGUCGCUGCUGCCGAAGCCAACAACGGAUCUUCUCCCACUUUCAGGCUGCCACCACCCGAACUGUACCACGUGCAAGCGGCAGAGGAAGGGAAAAUGGGCGAAUGGUUGGAGACACUGAACGAUGCGGGGUUCAACGAUCUGCUUUGCUUCCCCUGGGAGCCCGAUCGUCUCUGCUCCUACGCCAAUCCCCACUUCCACCUCGUCGACGGCAUUCCCAUGAAGGAGCAGUACGACUACAAGUACCUCCCUGACGUGGACGGCAAUUCGUACAGCGCCCGCUUCCGCGCCUUCCUGCUCUCCACGUCGCUGCCCAUCAAGACGACCAUCUACCGCGAGUGGCACGACGCGCGGCUCUUCCCGUGGGUGCAUUUCGUCCCCAUGGACAACACUUAUGUCGAUUUCUACGGCAUCAUGGAGUAUCUUGCCGGCGCGCCGUCGCACAACGUGGCGGCCCACGACGAUGUCGCACAAACGCUGGCCGAGCAAGGGCAGGACUGGGCGCAGAAGGUUCUGCGGCGGGAAGACAUGCAAAUCUACAUGUAUCGCUUGCUGCUGGAGUUUGGACGGGUUUGUGACGACAAUCGAACGAGGCUUGGCUACAUUGCAGAUCUUCUCUGA
Messenger RNA from Diplodia corticola, 1821 nucleotides. RefSeq names its product capsular associated protein. The transcript has a single exon. The record is from RefSeq and is a predicted model, not a curated record. Bases 1 to 1821 code for a protein of 606 amino acids. NCBI's taxonomy places the organism in Eukaryota, Fungi, Ascomycota, Dothideomycetes, Botryosphaeriales, Botryosphaeriaceae.